UCUGGCCCUCCGCUGCUAUACAGACGUGAGGUUAGCUAGAGCAUCGUUGGAUAGAUGAACUUGUAUUUCUUAUUUACUUGUGUUUACCAUUCCCUAUCUGUUACAGUAAGACGGACAAGAUUUGAGACAACUGAGGAAAGCGUUAACGAGUGACCAACGAGGAUGUUUAAAAAAUUUGAUGAGAAGGAGAAUGUGUCGAACUGCAUCCAGCUGAAAACGUCAGUGAUCAAAGGCAUAAAAAAUCAGCUAUUGGAUCAAUUCCCUGAAAUCGAGUCAUGGCUCAAUCACAUAAUGCCAAAAAAGGACCCCGUCAAAAUCGUGAGAUGCCAUGAACACAUCGAAAUCUUGACAGUGAAUGGAGAGCUGCUGUUCUUCAGACAGAGAGAAGGACCAUUUUAUCCAACCCUCAGACUGUUGCAUAAAUAUCCUUUCAUUCUGCCACAUCAGCAAGUAGACAAAGGGGCCAUUAAAUUUGUCUUAAGUGGAGCCAACAUCAUGUGUCCCGGGCUGACGUCACCAGGCGCUAAACUCUACCCGGCUGAAGGCGACACAGUAGUUGCCAUAAUGGCAGAGGGCAAACAACAUGCACUUUGUGUUGGCGUCAUGAAGAUGUCUGCAGAAAGCAUAGAAAAAGUCAACAAGGGAAUUGGCAUCGAGAACGUUCACUAUCUGAAUGAUGGAUUGUGGCACAUGAAGACGUAUAAAUGAUGACAUCAGCACCUGCAACGCCCCGCCCCCCACCACCCCACCCCCUGACCACUCCGGGAGAGUGUGGAGCUCUUGACAGCGAGGCAUGAACUGCCAGUCAACUGUUUACACCUACGGACUUAGCUGUGUAACCUGCUGGAGGCUUUGACUCAAUCGCCAUUAUGCACAAAUAAAAGGAAGAUCUUGCUUUAAACCUCAAA
Messenger RNA from Scomber scombrus (Atlantic mackerel), 908 nucleotides. RefSeq names its product MCTS1 re-initiation and release factor (gene mcts1). The transcript is spliced from 6 exons. The coding region runs from base 163 to 708 and encodes 181 amino acids. Gene Ontology annotation, biological process: formation of translation preinitiation complex. The record is from RefSeq and is a predicted model, not a curated record. Lineage: Eukaryota; Metazoa; Chordata; Actinopteri; Scombriformes; Scombridae. Gene Ontology annotation, molecular function: RNA binding.